Mytilinidion resinicola is the source of this 2025-nucleotide messenger RNA. RefSeq names its product putative sporulation-specific N-formyltyrosine oxidase Dit2. The record is from RefSeq and is a predicted model, not a curated record. Lineage: Eukaryota; Fungi; Ascomycota; Dothideomycetes; Mytilinidiales; Mytilinidiaceae. Bases 272 to 1756 code for a protein of 494 amino acids. Gene Ontology annotation, molecular function: heme binding; monooxygenase activity; iron ion binding. The transcript is spliced from 3 exons.
UGGGAGCUGGACUCUGCACUCCACUACGCCGAGGGCUGAAGCAAGCUGUGCUGUACAUGACUGACGCCGUAGUCAUGUCGCUUGCAGGGAGUUGCUGGAUGAGGCUGGUGGAGUCUCCGGUGAUACUUCACGAGCCCAAGUCCUUAUCAGUAUAUCAACGUGCUCAGUUCCAUUUUUCCGUCGUGUCUAUUUCUACACACGAGUUCUUCGUUUCUCUUUCGUUCAAUUUCCGUCAUUUCUUUCAUAAUCAGAUUCGGUCCUCCUCUCCACCAUGGCUCUCCUCGUCAUAGCCGGCAUCCUCAUCGCCCUCGCCCUUCUCCUCCACCGCGCCCUCUCACCACCCUCAAACUUCCCCCGCAAUAUCCCCACCAUCCCCAUCUGGGUGUCCCUCCUCGGCUUCUUUACCAACCUCGAUCAACUUGAGAUCUACGCCCAGUACAUCAAACCCUCCAUCGCCGUCCACGGCGCCGUCAUCUACUUUUUCGGCGGCCGCUGGAAUAUCCUUGUGCAACGGCCUGAGCUUCUAUCUGAAGUGCUGAAACAUGAAGACGUCUAUGCUAAGAGUGGAAACCAAAAGAAGAUACCGUAUAGUGUGCUUGCGGCAUUUACGGGUGAUAACGUGAUUUCAGCGCAUGGCGAGACCUGGAAGAGCUAUCGGACGGUAAUGCAGCCGGGCUUGCAGAGACAGGAUUUCGACUUCAAGGGGAUACAGAAGAAUGCGGGAAAGUUGGUGGGAUUGAUGAUAGAAGCGCAGAGGAAGCUACCAGUUGGGAAGGGGGUGAUGGUUAAUCCGUUUAUUCAGAGGUUUGCGAUGCAGACCCUGGGGGAGACGGUGCUAGGGACAGAUUUUAAAACACUCGACUCAGACACCCCCCCCAUCCACACCAUCCACUCCCAACUCAAAGCCCAGAUCUUCAAACCGCUUUACCUCGUCGCUCCUUUCCUCGACAAAUUCCCUAUCGAAUCUCGACAAAAAGCCAGAGUGCUCGUCCACGAAUUCGAAAACGAGCUCGUCACCACCGUACUUGAGCAGACCAAAGACUUCCCAGAAGACGACGAUCGACUCAUUUCCCUCAUGAAGCGUGCCAGAGCAGACGGGACAUGGACGGAGCAGCAAUUCCGCGACAACCUCAAAAUCACCUUCAUCGCCGGCCAUGAAAACGUCCAGCAAGGCCUCAACACCUGCCUCUACCUCCUCGCCGCCCAGCCCGCCUUGCAAACCUCCCUACGUGCCGAGUUUUCUUUUCCAUCCCCCGACGCAGCCAUCGAUAUCGCGAAUAUGAAAGCGAGUCCAACACUGACCUCAUUCCUCCUCGAAACGCUCCGCCUGUACCCGCCCAUCCCACAGCUGCUGAAUCGGUGUACGACUACCUCCACGACUCUCGGUCCCUCUAAUAUUCAAAUCCCGAAGGAUACGUACGUCGGAUGGACAGCCACAGGCGCUCAUAGGGAUACAGCUGCGUGGGGCGAGGAUGCGGCAGUGUUCAGGCCGGAGCGGUGGGGAGUAAGUGCGGAGGAGAUGCAUGCCAAUAUGCGGAAGUGGACGGCGAGGGGGAAGUUUGUGCCAUUCCAUGGAGGGCGGCGUGCGUGUUUGGGACAGGGGGUUGCGAUGGUGGAGCUGAGAGUUGCAGUUGUGGAGUGCUUAAGAAGAAGUAAGUUGAGCUUGGAAGACGGAGCAACGGUAAAGUUUACCCCUGCAGGGCUUUUAGCGCCGAUGGGGUUGAGAGUGCGAUUUGAGGAGUUGGAGAAGACGUGAGGCGGAGAAGGCGUGAAGGGGGGGGGCAGCCUUGAAACCAAGAGUUGCGAAGCUGAGCGAGCUCCUGUUGACGUUUGAUGGGGAUGGGGGUGAGAGAGGUGGAGAUUCGGCUGCCGGAUGGCUCGCCGGUUCCUGCGGGUGAUUCAUGAGAUGCGGUUCUUUGAGGCGAGUUGGAUGCUUAAGUUCAAGGGGAUUUAUUGUUUCUCGUACUCGAUGGGGGAUACGCAUCUGCUGGUUUAUGCGACGGGGAAGAGUCCGUUAGGACCAUU